UUGGCCCUUACGAAUGGCGUCAUUCCAUAGCAAGAGUACUCCCGAGUAUGAGGUCCUUCAUGAGUAUCUCCACAAAAUUUGCGAUGUACUUAGCAACCUUCCUGAUAGCAUUACCCCUCUAGCUAGAGACUUCUGUGCCUCUGACAUUAUAUCAUCAACUACAAUGAGUAGUGCCUCCAACACAACACAGGCUCCCUAUUUUCGUGCUAAUGCAAUCAUGACUGCUGCUCAUGUAAGUGUACAACAGGAUCCAAGGAAGUUUGAUGCUGUGUUAGAGAAGCUAAGUGAUCAGGGGCUUAGAGGGCUUGUAAAGGAAAUGGACCAGAGACUUGAAAACCACAAAUCUCUACACAAACGAGAUCUCAAAAUCAAACGAAAGAUGAAGAUACUUGUGGUUGGUCACAAUGGAAGUGGAAAGUCUUCAUUGAUCAAUGAAAUGCUGGGGAAGAAAGUAGCAACAGUUGGUCGGUCAGAUCAGCAAACUCGUCAUGAUCCAAUUGAAAAGCACAAAUGCAAAAUUGGAGACGUAGGUGUCACAAUAUUUGAUACACGAGGAUUUGGUGACCCUUCAGUAACUGACUGGAAAACUAUGGAGUCUAUUACUAAAAUCAAAACUGUAGACGUGGUGCUGAUAUGUCACAAGCUGUAUGACAGGAUUGAUGAUGCAACCGUAAAAGAGCUAAAAGUCCUUGUUGACAACAUGGGUAACAAUUUGAUUGAUUUGUCUGUUCUUGUCUUUACUUUUGGUGAUGAAUACCAAAUGAGAUGUGAACCUGAGUUUGCUACUGAUGGUAGCUUGACAGAAGAUUCAAAGGAAGAAAUUAAGGAUGAAUUGGUGGCACAGCGGGCAAGAAUUGAACGCAGGAUAAAAGAAGUGCUUAAAGAAAUUGGUAUAAAUGAAAGGGUUGCUAACAAAAUACCAAGCUGCAUAACUUGCGGAAAGAAAAAGAAAGAUGGCAAGCGAAAGGAGUUACCUACAAGUGAUAAUUGGAUUAAAGAACUAUGGGACUUAUGUGAGGACAGAUGCAAAGAUGAAGCAAAACCGUUUGUUCGUUCAAUAAAAAGCAAGAUCUGGGAAACAUUAAUGAUGGGUGGGCUAGGAGGAGGAGCUGUUGGAGCUGUUGUUGGUGGCGUUGCUUCAGGAAUUCAAGCAGGUGGUGCUCUCGGUACUGCAGCUACACCAGGACUUGGUACCUUAGCCGGAGCUGUAGCUGGUGGAGUCAUGGGUGGAGCAAUUGCUGGGGGGAUUUAUGGUGCUGGUCUUGCUGGUGUUGGUGCUGCAGCCGUAGAAAUUGGUGUUGCAACCGUCGGAAUUGGAGCUGGAGUUGCAAAUGUAGUACAGAACAAAUCUGAUGAAAGUGAUUGAAAAACCUCAAGACUUUUUAAUAGCUAAUGAACACAAUACAGUUAUUAGUGACUUAGUUAGUACUCUUAGUGAUUUAUUUCCUCUUGUAAGUUUAAUAAUAAUAACAAUAGUGAUGUGCUACAAGUUAAAACAUUUUAA
Amphimedon queenslandica is the source of this 1504-nucleotide messenger RNA. RefSeq lists its product as uncharacterized. The transcript has 2 exons. Bases 14 to 1366 code for a protein of 450 amino acids. Gene Ontology annotation, molecular function: GTP binding. NCBI's taxonomy places the organism in Eukaryota, Metazoa, Porifera, Demospongiae, Haplosclerida, Niphatidae. The record is from RefSeq and is a predicted model, not a curated record.